AUGGUAUCAAUAAUAUUAAAGGUGGUCGGUGGCCUUGUUGGCUUUCUUGUUUUACUACUUGUAAGAGAACAGAUUGUUGAAUUUCAAUACAAGAGUAAAGCUAAGAAGUACGGAUGUGCACCUCCACUUACUAUCCUGGAUAGGCCAUUCGGCUUUCCCUCGUUUCUCAAGCUUAGAAAGGCAAAUUCCGAAGACAAUAUCUUUUUCUGGGCAAUUGAUUACAUCGAGUCUCUUACUGAUAAGUAUCGCGAGCCAGGAGUUAGUAAAGAUGUCGGACUAUGGACCACACGUCACCAAACAACUUUCGAUAUGAAUAUUCUUACUGUCGAUCCAGAGAAUAUCAAGUCGGUUUUGGCGACAAACUUCAAGGACUAUUCCUUGGGAAUUCGUUACCAACAAUUACUUCCUCUUCUUGGAAAUGGUAUUUUCACUCUUAGUGGUGAGGGCUGGAAGCACUCAAGAGCCAUGCUUCGUCCUCAAUUUUCCCGUGAUCAAGUAUCCCAAUUGGAAUCUCUUCAAGACCAUGUUGGUACUUUGAUUGACAUCUUCAAGACCAAAAGCCGUGGUGGUAACUUUUUUGAUGCCCAAGUGCAUUUCCAUGAGUUGACUAUGGAUACUGCUACCGAAUUCUUGUUCGGAGAGAGUGUUGAUUCACUCCAUGAUUCUCAGCGUCGUGUUCAAGGUCCUACUCGUCUUGUAUCUGCAUCUGAGUUUGCUUCUGCUUUCCAAUACUGUCUGGCCAAGUUGUCACUUCGUACCCAUUGUGGUCCUCUCUACUUCCUCAUUGACUCGUUUGAAUUCCGUAAGAGAAUCUCCAUUUGUCACAAUUUCGUUGACUACUUUGUCUACAAAGCUUUGGAAAGACCUCAAACUACCGAAAAGGACUCUGAAGGAUACGUGUUUAUUCAUGAGCUGGCCAAGGAGACUCGUGACCCCUUGGUAAUCCGUCAACAAUGUCUUAAUAUUCUUCUCGCCGGCCGAGAUACUACUGCUUCACUGUUAUCAUUCUUAACCUACUAUUUGGCCCGUGACAAGCGUGUUUGGAACAAGCUGCGGGAGGCUGUCCUGGCUGAAUUCGGUGAAACCCCUGAUUCCCUCAGUUUCGAGUCGCUCAAGAGAUGUACCUAUCUCAAUCAUGUUAUUAAUGAGAUGCUACGUCUGCAUGCUAUUGUACCUCUUAACUUUAGAACUGCCAUCGUCGAUACAGUCCUACCCAGAGGUGGUGGCCCAGAUCAAAGCAAGCCUAUCUUUGUUCCCAAGGGAACAAAGGUGGUUUAUUCUAUUUUUGUUACACAACGUAUGAAGGCGCUCUGGGGAGAAGAUGCCGCUGAAUUCAGACCUGAGAGAUGGGCUGAAGGUACAACUCACACUUGGGACUACCUUCCAUUUAACGGUGGUCCCAGAAUCUGUUUGGGUCAACAAUUUGCACUCACUGAAAUCGGAUUUACAACUGUUAGAAUCUGCCAAGAAUUUAAGGACAUUAUUUUCACUGGUUCUCCUUCAUAUCACAAAUUGCCUCAAUCCACUGGGCUUACUAUUUCUGUAGCAAAUGGUGUCAACGUAUCUUUUGUCCCAGUAGACGAAAAAUAG
Messenger RNA from Sugiyamaella lignohabitans, 1590 nucleotides. It is a transcript of the gene ERG5, whose product is annotated as C-22 sterol desaturase. The coding region runs from base 1 to 1590 and encodes 529 amino acids. The transcript has a single exon. NCBI's taxonomy places the organism in Eukaryota, Fungi, Ascomycota, Dipodascomycetes, Dipodascales, Trichomonascaceae. The record is from RefSeq and is a predicted model, not a curated record. Gene Ontology annotation, molecular function: iron ion binding; heme binding; oxidoreductase activity, acting on paired donors, with incorporation or reduction of molecular oxygen, reduced flavin or flavoprotein as one donor, and incorporation of one atom of oxygen.